Messenger RNA from Monoraphidium neglectum, 849 nucleotides. RefSeq lists its product as hypothetical. The record is from RefSeq and is a predicted model, not a curated record. Lineage: Eukaryota; Viridiplantae; Chlorophyta; Chlorophyceae; Sphaeropleales; Selenastraceae. The transcript has 7 exons. The annotation marks the transcript as partial.
AUGCGUUGGAUCGCGUUCGUGGCCGUCGUGGCGGUCGCGCUCGUCGCGGCGGCGGGCACCGCCGACGCCAAAGGGUCCAACUGCGUGUCGGGCGACCUCCCUUGCGCGUGCGCCGCGGCGGGCGGCAAGUGGCGCGACCUGAAGUCGCCCCUCGUGCCCACCUGCACCGUGGCCAUCCGCCACCAGGGCGGCGAGCGCACUUUCAACAUCUUCUUCCCGCGCACAUACGACGCCGCCAAGAAGUACCCCGUGUGGGUCCACAUGCACGGCGUGUACUGGUCCGACAUGGGGGACAUCAGCAAGCAGAUGGGUUACACGGUGCCCGCGAGUGACGCCACCCCCGUCUGGGACACCCUGGCCACCGGGCCGCACCGUGAUGACGUCAUCAUCGUGUACCCGCAGGCCACCAGCCCCGGCGGCGACCUCACCAAGCGCACGUUCUGGUCGCUGCCGUUCUGGCGCUGCUCCGUGGGCGCCUGCAUCGACGCGGGCGUGGACGACGUGGGCUACAUUGAGAAGAUAUUCAACCUGCUGCCCAAGAGGCUGAGCGUCGACAAGACCCGGGGGAUGUUUGGGACGAGAAGACGGCGGCGGGAUAGGGGGUCCGGCGCUGCCGGCGGCGGGCGCUUGCUGCAGACAGAGGAGCAGCUGGCCGAAAUCUACCUGACUGGGACCUCUGCGGGCGGCAUGAUGCUCGAGAACCUCCUCUGCACCAGCUCUGUCAUCCCCAACAAGGUCGCCGCCGCCGUGGACAUCAUCGGAGGCAUCGGCGCCCCCAUGCGCGGCACCUGCCGCCCCGCUGGCAAGCGGCGCGUGCCCUUCCGCAUCCUGCAUGGCGAGGCUGACCAG